AUGGCUCUAGAAGGGAUUUGCUUUCCUCCUGCUCUCCCCUCUCCUGCCUCCAGCCAGUCACUGGAUCUCAGGAUCCUGCAGCACUCACUCCCAGACCCAGCAGCCAAAGGGAAUUUCUCCCUGUGAUCCAGCAGAUGCUGAAGUAGAGAGCAUGGAUGCUCAGAUAAAACUCUCCUGGCACUGAAGUGGAUGAGGUAGAGAAGACUUCCAGAAGAAUGUUGAAAAGAGAGCAGAAAUGCACAUGAUGAUCCAGCAGCAGCUGGGACAGCUCCUGCCAGAGAGGACAGUGAAUGUCCCUGCUGCCCUUGCCCUGCUCGGUGGCUCUGUGGCAGCCCUGGGGGUCUGGAAAUGGCUGAGCAAAAAGAUGGUCCAGAAGAAAAUGGAAGAGGCUCGGAGGACCCGGGAUGAGGGGAUGAAGAAAAUGGCAAAGGCUGUCCAGCAGUUCAGGGAGCAGGUCCCUGGUGUCCAGAGGGAUGCAAUUCUGUCCCUGCCCCUGCUGGAACUCAGUGGAAGACUCCAGGAAGGGUCUCUGUCCCCCAGGAGUGUCCUCUACACCUACUUAGAGAAGGCCCUGGAAGUGACCCAGCAGACAAACUGCCUGCGACACUUCAUCCCAGAGUGUGAGCAGCAGCUCCAGGAAAUAGAACAGCACGAGGAGAAGGGGCUGCUCUAUGGCAUCCCCGUCAGCAUCAAGGAUCACAUCGGCCACAAGGGCCACUUGGCAACCUGUGGGCUCGUGCAGUGCCUGGGCACUCUGAUGGAGGAGGACAGUGUCCUGGUCAAGGUCCUGAAGAGACAAGGGGCCAUCCCAUUUGCAAUGACCAAUGUGCCACAAUCUCUCUUCAGCUACGACUGCAGCAACCCCAUCUUUGGCCAGACAUUGAACCCCCUGAACCCCCAGAAGAGCCCCGGGGGCUCCUCGGGCGGGGAGGGAGCUCUGAUCGCAGGGGGAGGCUCCAUCCUGGGCGUUGGCUCCGACAUAGGCGGCAGCAUCCGCCUGCCCUCCAGCUUCUGUGGGCUCUGUGGCCUCAAACCCACGGCCAGCAGGCUCAGCCUGUCUGGAGUGACUGACCCUGUCAAUGGCAUCCUGGCAGGUACAUUCAUUUUAAAUUCCUUUCCCUUACAUCCUGUGAAGAGCCUGAUGUUCUCCUGCAGACCAGAAGAAAACCUGAGACAGCCAAGCCUGUCUGGAGUCUGUCUGAAACUUCCCUCAUUGCCUGCUCACUCCAGCAUGGCUGUGCAGGGGGGUGGGGGGUGUUUGGCACACCCAUCUGCUCAAUGUGGAUGUUUUUGUUUUUUCUUGUCCCAUGCAGUGUCCUGUGCCGUGGGGCCCAUGGCCAGGGACGUGGACAGCCUGGCCCUGUGCAUGAAGGCGCUGCUGUGCCAGGAGAUGUUCCAGCUGGACCCCACCGUGCCCCCCAUCCCCUUCAAUGAGAAGGUGUACUCCAGCUCCACUCCGCUGCGGGUCGGGUACUACGACACCGACGGCUACGUCCCGCUGCCCCCCUGCAUGAGGAGGGCAGUGCAGGAAACCAGGCAUGCUCUGCAGGCAGCUGGGCACCAGCUGGUGCUCUUCUCUCCUCCUCGGAUCCCCUAUGUCAUGAAUGAACUGUUUUUUAAGACCUUUUUUGCUGAUGGAGGCCGUACCUGGCUGGAUGUGUUCACAGGAGAUAUUGUAGAUCCAGGCUUGAAAUCACAGGUGAAUUCCUGCAAGAUCCCAAGGCUGGUGAAGAAGCUGCUGGCUCUGCUUCUUAAACCUCUGUUUCCCCGCCUGGCUGACUACCUGAGUGCCUUGGCUGGAAUGAGAUCAGUGAAGGAGAUGUGGAAUCACCACCAUCAAAUACAGGAGUACCGCUCCCAGUUCAUCGCCCAGUGGAAGGAGCUCCAGCUGGACGUUGUGCUGUGCCCUGUCCUGGGCCCUGCCUUCACCACGGGAUACCCUGGGAAACUCCUCAAUGCCAUCUCCUCCACGAUGCUGUACAAUGUCCUGAACUUCCCUGCCGGGGUUGUUCCUGUCAGCACCGUGACAGAGGCUGAUGAGGAAGAGUUAAAGCUUUACAAAGGAUGCUGUGAUGACCCCUGGGACCGGACACUGAAGCAGGCUGUGUCAGGAGCCCUGGGGCUGCCCGUGGCCGUGCAGUGCGUGGCUCUGCCCUGGCAGGAGGAGCUGUGCCUGCGCUUCAUGAAGGAGGUGGAGACCCUCAGCCGUGACAAGAGAGUGCCAUAGUCACCAUGGUCCCCAAGGAGAAGGGACAGUGCUGCACGACUGCCACCAGCAGUGCAGAGACUACACCGAGCAGGGGAGGAGGAAGGAAAUGCCAUCUCCUGACCUUUCUCCUUGCCAAGCAACACAGAUCCUGUAAGGAACCAAGAUGCCCUGCAGGACUGGCUUAGCAUAGGUUCAAACAGUGGUAAAUCUAGGAACUGCACCUCUGGCAAGGAUGGCCAUGGAUGUGGGUUCACCCUUCACCUCUAUUUCCACCAGCGCUGCCUCCUGCAGAAGCAGGGCGGUGCUGAGAGGAAAGGAUUACAGAAGUUCAAUAGUAUUUUCUUGCUGGCACUGGAGCAACUUCAUAUGGAUAUAACUAUGGAAUGCCCCAUGAGGAUUACAACUGUGUCCAUUAGCUCCCACCACUGUAUUUUGCU
Molecule: messenger RNA, 2646 nt
Organism: Catharus ustulatus (Swainson's thrush)
Lineage: Eukaryota; Metazoa; Chordata; Aves; Passeriformes; Turdidae
Product: vitamin D3 hydroxylase-associated protein-like
Exons: 15
Coding region: 236-2227 (663 amino acids)
Biological process (GO): fatty acid catabolic process
Molecular function (GO): amidase activity; fatty acid amide hydrolase activity
Source: RefSeq, a predicted model, not a curated record